CAUCAUUUCCGCUGCCCAAAUCUCCCCAUCCACGGCGACGCCAUCCGCCCGCCAGGCCGCCCCAUCUCCACCACACCCUCACAGCCCCCGACGAAGCAGCGGAGCGCGGCACAGGCCGGCCAGCGCUGCCGCCUCACCAGUAGCUUCCGCCUCCCCGCGCGCUGAUGCCCCCCCGGCGCCGGCGGUCUAGCGGGGACGCCACCCACCGAUGGCCGACGCGCUCCUCCUCCCGCGCCGCUUCCUCGCCCCGUCCCCCUCAGCCUCCGCCUCCGCCUCGUCGUCGUCCGCCUCCUCGUCCGCGCCGUCUCGCUGGGCGCUCUCGUCGCCAGGCUCGCCGCGGCGGGCGCGCCUGGCGGCCGCUCGCCCGCACCCGCGCCCUCGUCGGCUCGCUCGCCACAAGGUUCAUUCGGCAGACCCAGAGAGCGGUGAGCAACCAAAAUGGUGGGAGAAAAAUGCUGGACCAAACAUGAUUGACAUCCACUCCACAGUGGAGUUCUUGGAUGCACUGAGAGAUGCUGGAGACAGGCUUGUCAUUGUCGAGUUCUAUGGAACCUGGUGUGGUUCAUGCCGAGCACUCUUUCCAAGGCUUUGCCGGACAGCUUUGGAGAAUCCUGACAUAUUGUUUCUUAAAGUAAAUUUUGACGAAAGCAAACCAAUGUGCAAACGACUGAAUGUCAAAGUCCUUCCUUUCUUCCAUCUUUAUCGUGGAGCUGAUGGGCUACUGGAGGCUUUCUCCUGUUCCUUGGCUAAGUUUCAGAAGCUGAAGGAUGCCAUUGCAAUACACAACACGGCCCGUUGCAGCAUUGGUCCACCUGUCGGAGUUGGGGAUGUUGAUUUACUGGAUAGUGCGAGCCCACAGGAGAAACCCGCAGAAGCUAGCCCACGGUAGAUUCUACAAGAUUAGCUUGCCAACAUCCAUCGCUUCUCCACCAUCCUGCUCAUUUCCACCCCCACUCUAGAUCUUACUGUAAUCAGCUCAGGAGAAUCUUCGGUGUCCCCGGUUAACAAAUCGGGUGUUGUAUGGAUUAUUGUUUCACAUUCUUGAAUGGGGAAAUGUGUAUUAUAGCGUGUGGAAUUUUCCUUUUGUUGGACAGAAGAACCAUAGAGUUGUACAUCAUUUUCGAGCAAAGUGCCACGAAGAAUUAAGGGCCAUUGUGGACCGUUUCGUGUAA
Messenger RNA from Panicum virgatum (switchgrass), 1172 nucleotides. Its product is annotated as thioredoxin-like 2, chloroplastic. Bases 209 to 889 code for a protein of 226 amino acids. The transcript has 4 exons. Lineage: Eukaryota; Viridiplantae; Streptophyta; Magnoliopsida; Poales; Poaceae. The record is from RefSeq and is a predicted model, not a curated record. Gene Ontology annotation, biological process: cell redox homeostasis.